CGGCUGAGAACCACACGGCGAGCCACUCGUGUCGAUUAUCGGUCGUUGCGUUUAUCAAUGUCAGCGUCCAUCAAGAACCUUGCAUGGGAGAUCUCCAAGCUGGAGGCUGCCUGCGGCUACUAUGUCUCCAUUCGCAAGGCACGGCUGCUGAAGAAGACCCGCAAGGUGCGGAGGGAGAGAACAGAAGCACUUGCUCCGCUGUGGGAGGAAAAGCAGCGCCAGAAGCGUGCGCAGGCCGAGCAAGCGGCCGCCCAACGUGGCAGCGAGGAUGGCAGCGAGGAUGGCGAGAGCGAGACCGAGACCGAGAGCGGGAGCGAGGCAAAGCCGGCUGCGCCAAAGGCAGCGAGCGCGUCGGGCUCGGACACGGGCUCGGACACGGGCUCGGGCUCGGGCUCGGCCUCAAACUCGCAGUCGGGCAGCUCGUCGAGCGGAUCGUCGAGCUCAAGCUCGAGCUCUGGUUCGGGUUCGGGCGCGGGCACUGGGCCUCUGGCCGGAAAGAAGACCGGAGGAGACGGCGAUGGCAGUGGGUCGGGAUCCGAGUCGAGCGGGAGCAAGGAGACGCGGCGGGCGCUGCUGCUGGCCGAGGCCAAGCGGGUGCGGGAAGAGUACUACGCGAACCGGAAGAAGCUCGCCGAGCUCCGGCGGAUCCGUGCGGCGCAGCGGGCGUUUACAGGACUCACGCGGCUGUGGGCCGGCAUCAAGUCCGGCAUGUCCAAGGCCAAGGUCAAGCUCAUCCGCAAGAUCAAGAAGUUGCGCAAGGAAAAGGCUGCUGCCACGGAGCUGGCCAAGCAGGAGGCCCGACUCGAGGCGCUCAAGGCCGCCAGCACCGGCUCGGUCUUCCAGGCUUGGACCCGCCGCGAGAAGCUCAAGAAGCUGCUCUCCGCCAAGCUGACGUGGUACCCCAGACCACACGGCGCUAACGUGACCCGCGACGCCAAGAAGUUUGUUGGCACUAUCAUCGACGUUGUGGCGGGCGAGGUCAACAAGGUUGCUCGCAACCACGGGUACGCCAUCGACAGCGCGCCGCAGGCGCCAGCUACCAUCCUUGAGCUGGUGGCGUCGCGGCCCGAGGCGGCGAAUGCCAAGGCCGAGCUCAUCGGCCUGCUUGACGAAGAGUACGCCCAGGUUGUCCACGCCUCGUCAGGUGGCAAGGUUGUGGUCGACGAGCCGGCCGAGGCCGAGCGCCGCCCGCCGCCCGUUCCGGUCUUUGACGACGGCGAGCCGAUCGACGACGGUCUGUUUGUGGCCUCACUCGCCGCCGCAGCUGGCCCGCCGCAGUCCAAGCGCAAGCGCACCCACACCGCAGAGUCUAGCGAGCCCGGCGCCGAGCCGCCGGCCAAGAAGAAGAGGAAGAAGAACCGCAUGGGUCAGCGUGACCGCCAGCGCAUGGCCGAGGCCAGGUUUGGCGAGAAUGCCAAGCAUGUCCAGCGCCAGGCCGAAGAGUAUGAGCGCCGGCAGCGCAAGUUCCAGCGCCGCGCAGAGGCCGCCCAGCGUGCCGAGCUGGCCGCCCAGGCCAAGGCCAAGGCCCAGGCCCAGGCCAAGCCGGCCAAGCCGCCGAAGAAGCUGCAUCCGUCGUGGGAGGCCAAGAAGGCUCGCAAGGCCGCCGUCACCCACAUCGACACCGCGCCGGCCAACCCCAAGGUGGUCAAGUUUGACGAUGACGACGAGUGAGACCGAUUGCAGGUAAAGGUGCUGCCUACCGAG
Messenger RNA from Thecamonas trahens ATCC 50062, 1704 nucleotides. RefSeq lists its product as uncharacterized. Lineage: Eukaryota; Apusomonadida; Apusomonadidae. The transcript has a single exon. The coding region runs from base 58 to 1671 and encodes 537 amino acids. The record is from RefSeq and is a predicted model, not a curated record.